GGGAAGGGAGGCCGGCUACGAAUUAGCCUAAGUUAUUAAAGAUGGCGGCGGAGCGGAGUCGCUCCUCGAUGGACUCGCCGGUCCCGGCCUCUAUGUUCGCCCCCGAGCCCAGCUCCCCGGGGGGGGCUAGGGCCGCGGCGGCUGCCGCUCGGCUCCAUGGCGGAUUCGACUCGGACUGUAGUGAGGACGGCGAGGCGCUCAACGGCGAGCCGGAGCUGGACCUCACCAGCAAGCUGGUUCUAGUGAGCCCUACAUCAGAGCAGUAUGACAGCCUACUUCGGCAGAUGUGGGAGAGGAUGGACGAGGGAUGCGGAGAGACCAUAUAUGUCAUUGGGCAGGGAUCAGAUGGGACUGAGUACGGGCUGAGUGAAGCUGACAUGGAGGCCUCCUACGCCACAGUGAAAAGCAUGGCAGAACAGAUAGAGGCCGAUGUCAUCCUCCUGCGGGAACGUCAAGAAGCUGGGGGCCGCGUGCGUGAUUACCUGGUCCGGAAACGAGUAGGAGACAAUGACUUCCUGGAGGUCAGGGUAGCAGUAGUGGGCAACGUGGAUGCUGGCAAAAGCACGCUUCUGGGGGUCCUGACACACGGGGAGCUGGACAAUGGCCGCGGCUUUGCCCGCCAGAAACUCUUCCGCCACAAACACGAGAUUGAAUCUGGCCGCACCAGCAGUGUGGGCAACGACAUCCUGGGCUUUGACAGCGAAGGCAAUGUGGUGAACAAGCCGGACAGCCAUGGUGGCAGCCUGGAGUGGACCAAGAUUUGUGAGAAGUCCACUAAGGUGAUUACCUUCAUUGACUUGGCUGGCCAUGAGAAAUACCUGAAGACCACGGUCUUUGGCAUGACGGGCCACCUGCCUGACUUCUGCAUGCUCAUGGUGGGCAGCAAUGCUGGCAUCGUGGGGAUGACCAAGGAGCACCUGGGCUUGGCACUGGCACUCAAUGUGCCUGUUUUCGUGGUGGUCACCAAGAUUGACAUGUGUCCGGCCAACAUUCUGCAAGAAACCCUGAAGCUGUUACAGCGCCUGCUGAAGUCGCCAGGCUGCCGGAAGAUCCCUGUGCUGGUGCAGAGCAAGGACGACGUGAUUGUUACGGCCUCCAACUUCAGCUCUGAGAGGAUGUGCCCGAUAUUCCAGAUCUCCAACGUUACAGGCGAGAACCUAGAUCUACUGAAGAUGUUUCUCAACCUCCUCUCCCCCCGCACCAGCUACCGGGAGGAAGAGCCUGCUGAGUUUCAGAUUGAUGACACUUACUCUGUACCGGGUGUGGGGACAGUGGUGUCUGGGACAACACUGAGGGGUCUGAUCAAGCUGAAUGACACACUGCUGCUGGGCCCAGAUCCUCUGGGUAACUUCCUGUCCAUUGCUGUCAAAUCAAUCCAUCGAAAGCGCAUGCCUGUCAAGGAGGUGCGGGGGGGCCAGACGGCCUCCUUUGCACUGAAGAAGAUUAAGCGCUCAUCCAUCCGGAAGGGCAUGGUGAUGGUUUCCCCACGCUUGAAUCCCCAAGCAUCCUGGGAGUUUGAGGCCGAGAUCCUCGUCCUUCACCACCCCACCACGAUUAGCCCGCGCUACCAAGCCAUGGUACACUGUGGGAGCAUCAGGCAGACGGCCACCAUUCUGAGUAUGGACAAGGACUGUCUGCGCACCGGGGACAAGGCUACCGUGCACUUCCGCUUCAUCAAGACCCCCGAGUACCUACACAUAGACCAGCGGCUGGUGUUCCGGGAAGGCCGCACCAAGGCUGUGGGCACCAUCACCAAGCUCCUCCAGACCACCAACAACUCCCCGAUGAACUCCAAGCCUCAGCAGAUUAAGAUGCAGUCAACGAAGAAAGGCCCUCUGAGCAAACGAGAAGACGGGGGCCCGUCUGGAGGGUCGGCAGUAGGGGUACCCCCACCUGGAGACGAAGCUUGCUCUCUAGGGGCAGCGCAGUCAGCCACAUCCAGCAGUCUCCAGCCAAUGCCCAAGCCUAGCAGUGGGGGCCGGCGACGAGGGGGCCAGCGUCACAAGGUGAAGUCCCAGGGGGCCUGUGUGACUCCUGCCAGUGGCUGCUGAAUUUCCCCUGCCUCCUCCACCACCCAAGGGAUCCUCAUGUCCUCUGGCCAGCGCUCCACCAGAUGGGCCAGAGCAACUCUUGACUCCCCCCGCCCCCCCCCAGGCCACAGCCGGAGCCGCAUCAUUCCCCACCCCGGUUUCCAGGGGCGUUGUAAUUUAUAAGCCGAGGAAGGUGGCCAGAUUUCCGGAGGACUGCCCAUCUCCCACCCUCUCCCCACCUUCUUCCUCACUCAGUUUUUGUACAUCUGGGCCCUUAGUUUUUAUUCCUUUUAUUAUACCUCGUCCGUGCGUGCGUGCGUGCGUGCGUGUGUGUGUGUGUGAGUGUGUGUGUGAGAGAGAGAGAGAGAGAGCACGCGAGAGUGAGAGAGAGAGAGGAGUGCAGCCUGUCAGGGCCUGGCAGUCUUUCUCCUUCCCUCCUCAUGGCUGGCCACCAGCCUCCAGGAGCUGGCCACCUGCCCAUUUGUCUGUCCAUCCAUCUGUGUGUCUGUGAGAACCUUUAGGGGCUGUCAAGAGCUGAAGGGUGCCCUCCUUCCCUGUGCUCUGCACCCUGAGCCCUCUGUGGAGCCAGUCUAGGGCUGGGUGUAAGUGCUGCUGCCAGCUCAGGGAGCCCUCCUUCUGGGACUUGGGGGUUCCAGCAGAGUGGAGAGUGCUGGCUUCCUUUUCUCUCUCUUUUUCUCCUUAAACCCCCAAACAGGUAAUGCCAAAAGCUCUUAAAUUGUAGCCUGUAGACGUAUAGAGGGAAGAGGUGAUUGGAUUGUAGGGCCCCUCCUGCCCCUAACCCCGACCUUUGCCACUGACCCAAAGACAGCUGGUGGCUUUUCUUUCCCCUUGGAGACAAUCCUGUGUUUGCCUGGCAGGCCAGGGCAACUCCUGCUCCGCGAUUCUGCUGAGCUGGAAGCUCUCGCCUCGCCUAAGAGCCUCCCCUGCUUGGACUUGGACUCUGAAUCCGGGCACUGACGACCUAGACUGGGGUCGCCUGCUCAGGGUCCUGCUCACUCGCACCUCCUGUUGGUGGGGUGCGAGUGUUCCUCUGAGCCAGGCUAUGACUAGAACCCCUCCUUCUUUCCCCACCACACCCCCGCCACAUCGCCCCGGCAUGACUGCUAUAGGAGCACAACAGUGAAGGGCCUGAGCCCCAAGUUUGGGAGCCCCAGUUGGGGUGCUGGCAGGGCAGGGGGCAGUGAAAAAGACCCUUCCAGGCCCAGCACCGAGCAUUAAGCCCUCUGGAAGAAGCACUGCCUAGGAUGGGGGUGGGGUUGCCCAGGCCAGAGCUGCAGUGUGGGCCCUGAACCAGCUGGGUCUGAGCUGUGGACUGAAGCCCUCAGUUUAGGGUGGACGGAGGUGUUUUUUCUCCAGCCGGGGCAGACACCCAGCUGGCUGGGUCCAUCCUCAGCCUUGCCUCCCUCUUGUCCCCAACACUUCUUUCCUUCUGCUCCCGGACUGCUGGUCCCUCCACCUCCCUGUCUAGCUAUUUCUAGUUACCACUGAUCCAUGGCCAUGGACCGACCAGACCAGCACACAAAAUAAAAGUUCGUUCCAAGUUGACAGUGUGGUGGUCCCUGUCCAGCCCCUCCAGGUGGAGGUACUGCCUCCGGGAACACUAUAGCUUUACCUGCCCAGGGGCCCCUGUCUGCAGGGCAAGGGCCAGCCCAGCUUCUGUCAGACAGGCGUGGCUUCAAUAUCCAGGCUCCUGCACCAGCUGUGACACAGGACAAGUUGCCAGCCUUCUCUGAACCUCAGUUUCCUUAUCUACAGCAAGAGGUAAAUGCCUACAUCAGGGUUGUCAGGAUUUAGUGAGGAUGUAUUUGAGGCCCUCCUGUGCCCAGCACAUGGGAGGGACAUGGUGAAUAGUUACACUGCUGCCCACCCACUUUGGCUCCUGGGUCUCUAGCAGAGGCUGCAAGCUGGGGGACAGGUUUCAAAGCGGAAAUGUCGCAUUGCCCCGUCUCUGCUAUGUGGCUGGGGCUGUGAGGUGUCAUAGGUGUCGCACGCUCUUCAUGUUCUUUGAUGUUCUGCAGCUACUGUCUGAGGGAGGUGGAGUUAGUUCCAUUUUUUUAGUUAAGGACUGAAGCUCGGAGGAGCAGUGCCACCAGCAGGCGUGUUUGUCCCUGCACCUGCCCUCGCCCCCCACCAUUCCCGGUCAGCUGCUGCAGCGUGCUCUGGCCCCUGCCUGUUUCCUUGCUUUUUCACUCUGCCUCUGCCUACAGGGGCUGCUGCCCACUGGUGCCCCUGUAAUGGGGCUCCAGCAUUGAGCACCCCCUUCUCUCUAUCCCCAUGGAGGUGCUGUGGGGUUGGUUUCCACAGGCCUUGGCCAGGGUAGAACCUCAGAACAGGUGGAACCUCAUUUUGUUUGAACUUCGCGGCCCCUAUGAGCAUAACCACUUCUGUUACAUUUGGAAGCUGUGGCCUCCACCCUGGCUUCUGCCCUCAGACACUCGGGGUUGGUCUGGAUUGCACGUUGACUGAGCAGGGGGCUGACCGAUUGCAGCAUUUUACUGUCAUUAACAGGGACUCCAAAGCUCCCCUAUAGGCCUCAGACCUACCAACUAUCCAUUUGAAACAAAACACCAGCCCUUUUGUAGUUGAUAAAGAAUAAAAUUGUUAAUCCGAUCAUCUCGAAUGGCAAAUCCUGA
Hipposideros armiger (great roundleaf bat) is the source of this 4684-nucleotide messenger RNA. RefSeq names its product GTP binding protein 1 (gene GTPBP1). Gene Ontology annotation, molecular function: GTPase activity; translation elongation factor activity; GTP binding. The transcript has 12 exons. Bases 42 to 2051 code for a protein of 669 amino acids. Gene Ontology annotation, biological process: translational elongation. The record is from RefSeq and is a predicted model, not a curated record. NCBI's taxonomy places the organism in Eukaryota, Metazoa, Chordata, Mammalia, Chiroptera, Hipposideridae.